UUUGGUAUGCCUUUUCGCGCUUCUUAAGGUCCUCUUUCCUUCCUACGAAUUUCCUCCACUCCUCUCUGCACCCCAGCCGCCUCUCUCCCCCAUAACCACCGCCGCCGCCGCACCUCUUCUUCCUUCAUUGCCUCUCUAUGGACGCCGCAGUGGUAGCCAUGAAAGCUUCUUGCUCUUCCUCAUCUUUCCUUUUUAAAUCCAUUGCCACUUUCAGUCCCAGCUCCUCGCCUUUCUCCAGACUCUCUGUGAAAUGGACCCAAACCAGAAAUCCGUCAAAAAUGGAUCUCAACUCCUCCUCAUCAUUUCCCAAAUUCGUUCUCCGGAGCCCCCGGAAUCCGGAGUUUUCUUGCGCUGCCUUAACAUCCGAGACGGAAUCACAGACCUGCCCCCCGAGCCACCUUGCUCCGGCGAAGCUCCAGCUCCUUGCAUCGGAAUUCCAGUCUCUCGCGGAGCCGAUCGACCGCGUGAAGCGCCUCUUGCACUACUCCUCUUUGCUGCCUCCCAUGGAGGACUCACUGAAAACCAUGGAGAAUCGGGUGCCCGGGUGUACCGCCCAGGUGUGGCUGCAUGUGAGGUUAGAUGGGGAGAAUAAAGUUAGGUUCUUUGCGGAUAGCGAUUCGGAAAUUACCAAAGGGUUCUGUGCCUGCUUGGUUUGGAUGCUCGAUGGGGCAGCUCCGGAGGAGGUUCUCGCCAUGAAAACAGAGGAUUUGGGUGCUCUGAAUGUGAUGGGCUUAAAUGGAAAAAUGGUGUCUUCUUCUCGGGUGAAUACUUGGCAUAAUGUGUUGAUGAGUAUGCAGAAGAGGACAAAAGCUUUGGUGGCUGAAAUGGAGGGCAGGAUGCGAAGUGAGCCAUUCCCAUCUCUGGUAGUCACUGCUGAAGGUAUAAGUGCCAAAGGAAGCUAUGCUGAAGCUCAGGCCAGAUUUCUGUUUCCUGAUGAUUCAAAAGUCCAAGAGAUUGCCAAUUUGCUACAGGAAAAGAAAAUUGGCAUUGUUGCACAUUUUUACAUGGAUCCUGAGGUCCAAGGUGUUUUAACAGCAGCACAGAAGCUGUGGCCUCAUAUACAUAUAUCCGAUUCCUUGGUUAUGGCAGAUUCAGCUGUUAAGAUGGCAAAAGCUGGAUGUCAGUAUAUCACUGUUCUUGGAGUAGAUUUUAUGUCAGAAAAUGUUCGUGCAAUCCUUGAUCAGGCUGGAUUUCCUGAGGUUGGUGUCUAUCGGAUGUCUGAUGAACGCAUUGGUUGUUCUUUGGCAGAUGCUGCAGCCAGUCCUGCAUAUAUGGAUUACCUUGCAAUGGCGGCUUCUCUUUCUUCUCCUUCUUUACAUGUUGUUUACAUUAAUACCGCUUUGGAGACAAAAGCAUAUUCUCAUGAGCUUGUGCCAACUAUAACCUGCACUUCUUCUAAUGUUGUGCAAACUAUUCUGCAGGCAUUUGCUGAAGUACCCAACUUAAAUGUGUGGUACGGUCCUGACUCUUACAUGGGUGCAAACAUUGUGGAGUUGUUUCAGCAGAUGACCAUGAUGACUGAUCAAGAAAUUGCUGAGAUACAUCCACAACAUAACAGAAAGUCUCUUAAAUCUUUGCUACCUCGUUUACACUAUUUUCAGGAUGGAACAUGUAUUGUGCAUCACCUCUUUGGUCAUGAAGUUGUGGAGAAGAUAAAGGAAAUGUAUUGUGAUGCAUUCCUCACUGCCCACUUUGAAGUUCCUGGUGAAAUGUUUUCACUAGCAAUGGAAGCUAAACAGAGAGGGAUGGGAGUAGUUGGGUCUACCCAGAACAUAUUAGAUUUUAUAACACAAAGGGUACAAGAGGCAAUGGAUAGAAACAUCGAUGAGCAUCUUCAGUUUGUUUUAGGAACAGAAUCUGGAAUGAUUACUUCAAUAGUUGCAGCAGUUCGCAAAUUAUUAGGCUCCGUGAACUCUACCGACAGAGGAGCAAAAGUUAGUGUCGAGAUUGUCUUCCCUGUAUCAUCUGAGUCAGUGACAAAAACGCCAAAGAUUUCAUCUCAGGACCUCUCUUUAGGUGACAUGGGUGAUUUCUUAAAGGUCCCUGUUAUACCUGGAGUUGCGAGUGGAGAGGGGUGUUCUCUUCAUGGUGGCUGUGCAUCUUGUCCUUAUAUGAAGAUGAAUUCUCUGAGCUCGCUCCUUAAAGUUUCCCAAAGCCUGCCAAGUGGCAAAGAUAAUCUUUCAGCAUACGAGGCUAGGCGAUUCAGUGUGCUAACACCAAACGGGAGAUUGAUCGCAGAUGUUGGUUGUGAGCCAAUUCUGCACAUGAGACAUUUUCAGGCAAAGAAACAAUUACCAGAAACGCUAAUCAGUCAAAUACUGCAACGCUGAAGCGAAGUUUUAGCAAGUCUCAGGAAACUCCCUGUAGGCGGUAUCACGGUAAGGCCACACAAGGAAAAAAAGAAAAAAAAAAAAA
This is a messenger RNA of Ipomoea nil (Japanese morning glory), 2415 nucleotides long. RefSeq names its product quinolinate synthase, chloroplastic. The transcript is spliced from 7 exons. Gene Ontology annotation, cellular component: chloroplast. Gene Ontology annotation, molecular function: 4 iron, 4 sulfur cluster binding; quinolinate synthetase A activity. The record is from RefSeq and is a predicted model, not a curated record. Bases 138 to 2330 code for a protein of 730 amino acids. Gene Ontology annotation, biological process: 'de novo' NAD+ biosynthetic process from L-aspartate. NCBI's taxonomy places the organism in Eukaryota, Viridiplantae, Streptophyta, Magnoliopsida, Solanales, Convolvulaceae.